AUGGUGUGCCUGCCGUGCAUAUUCUUGCCGAUUAUGAUGGCGAUUUACAUGAAGUUCAUCAUGCCCUACGUCUACAGGUAAUCCCGAAAAAUUGAAGCCGAGAACCUCUCCUUUUCAGGGUGCUUCCAGAGAGAUGGGUGCACUUCCUGGACCCAAUCCUGUACCCUACGUGUCCUGUGAGCAUACCUGAAGCUGAGAAGAAAAAUGGAGAAGAAACGGGAGAGAGUAAGUUGUUUUUAUUAAAGAAAUAAUGGGGAUGAAACUGUGGAAUUUCAGCAAAAUCAUGUUGUUCAACAGCGGAAAGCGGAGAGGAGAGCAAAAAGGACCAAUAG
Caenorhabditis sp. 36 PRJEB53466 is the source of this 332-nucleotide messenger RNA. The record is from the annotation of a GenBank genome assembly. NCBI's taxonomy places the organism in Eukaryota, Metazoa, Nematoda, Chromadorea, Rhabditida, Rhabditidae.